AUGGCUGAAAACACACCAACAGGAGGACACACUGCUCGCUUCAGUGCCUACAAGAACAAAGGCCGGGACAUUGAGGACCUCCGAAGACGGCGAGUAGAAACUUCUGUUGAGCUGAGAAAACAAAAGAAAGAGGAAACAUUGCUGAAAAGAAGAAAUGUGGAGGUGUCUGAUGAGGAGCCACCAAGUCCUCUACAAGAGCAGAACAAGCAUGUUAUGUCCAUGCCUGAGAUCAUCGCUGGGAUCAAGGGAAAAGAUUCAGCUGUAGUGCUGAAAUGCACAGAGUCUGUGAGGAGACUUCUGUCCCGGGAGAAGAAUCCACCAAUUGAACGAGUGAUUGAGGCAGGCCUAGUCAACACCCUAGUCACUUUCCUUGAUGCUAAUGAUAAACCAAACCUUCAGUUUGAAGCAGCCUGGGCACUGACAAACAUUGCCUCAGGGACUUCAGAACAGACACAGGUGGUUGUCCGGGCUGGAGCAGUGCCACACUUUGUGAGGCUCCUGAGUUCCCCCAGCAUGAGUCUGGUGGAGCAGUGUGUUUGGGCUCUAGGCAAUAUUGCAGGUGAUGGUGCAGAAAUGCGAGACAUGAUCACAUCUCAUGGAAUUAUUGAACCCCUGAUGCGGCUUGUAGACAUGGGUGCUCCAGCUUCUUUCCUUCGCAACGUAACUUGGACAUUCUCCAACUUGUGCCGCAACAAAAACCCACCUCCCAAGAUGAAGGCCAUCCAGGCAUGUUUGCCAGCUCUGCGAGCCCUUAUCCAACACCCAGACAGGGAGGUGCUGGCUGACACCUGCUGGGCCUUGUCCUACAUCACAGAUGGUGCCAACCAGCAGAUCCAGGAGGUUGUGGAUCUUCCCGGUGUCCUGCCACGACUUGUGGAGCUGUUAGGAAGCACUGAUGCUUCAGUUGUUACCCCAGCUCUGCGAACCAUUGGUAACAUUGUCACCGGAGAUGAUUGUCAGACUCAGGCUGUGCUGGACACAGGUGUGCUGCAGAUGAUGCCCGGUCUCCUUCAGCAUUCCAAGAACAGUAUUAAGAAGGAAGCCUGCUGGAUGUUGUCCAACGUCACUGCUGGCUCCACAGAGCAGAUCCAAGCUGUCAUCAACCACAACCUUCUGCCACUUCUCAUUGAUGUGCUUUGUACGGGUGACUUCAAAAGUCAGAAAGAAGCUACUUGGGCAGUGACCAAUCUAACCUCUGGGGGAACCACAGAACAGAUCAGCUAUGUGGUUCAGUGUGGAGCCCUCAAGCCUCUGUGUGAUCUUCUGGUGUCCAAGGACACAAAACUGCUGCAUGUGUUGCUGGAUGGCAUCAUCAAUAUUCUUGAGGCAGCUGACAAGGUUGGCCAGACAGAGCCUGUAUGUAUGAUGAUGGAAGAGGUCGCCGGCUUGGACAAAAUUGAACAGCUUCAGAACCAUGAAAAUGUACAGGUGUACAAGAAAGCUUAUGAGAUCAUUGAGAAAUACUUCUCUGAAGAGGGAGAGGACAAGGAACUCGCCCCAGAAAGCAAUGAAGAGUCUGCCCAGUACCAGUUCAACACAAACAGCAUCAACCCUACACAAGGGUUUAAUUUCUAG
Molecule: messenger RNA, 1575 nt
Organism: Candidula unifasciata
Lineage: Eukaryota; Metazoa; Mollusca; Gastropoda; Stylommatophora; Geomitridae
Source: the annotation of a GenBank genome assembly